UGACUGGCCGGCAAGUUUGGGAGCACCCAGGCUUUGGUCCAGCUGCUGAGAAGAUGGGGGUCGGCCAGUCUAUUUGCUUUCCACCCAUCUCGGGACCCCACCAUGUUGGCUGCACAGAUGUGAUGGAGGGUCAGGGUCUCGAGGGGAGCUUCUUUCGACUUUUCUACCCGUGCCAAGCGUCGGAGAAGUGCGAGCAGCCGCUGUGGGUCCCCCGCUAUGAGUACUUCAUGGGCCUGGCCGACUACCUGGAGUAUAACAAGCGCUGGGUGGGGUCGCUCUUCAACCUGGGUCUCGGAUCUUGUCGUUUGCCUGCCAGCUGGAAUGGCCCCUUUAAGACAAAGGAUUCUGGGUACCCUUUGAUCAUCAUGUCCCAUGGCCUGGGAGGCUUCAGGGCAUUGUAUUCAACCUUCUCCAUGGAGCUGGCCUCCCGUGGCUUUGUGGUGGCUGUCGUAGAGCACAGGGACCAGUCAGCUGGGACCACCUACUUCUGUAAGCAGACUUCGCAGGAGAGCCAGCCUGCUGAAUCGCUGGAGGAGGAGUGGAUCCCCUUCCGUCGGAUCAAAGAAGAGGAGAAGAUAUUCCACGUCAGGAAUCCCCAGGUACACCAGCGGGCGAGGGAGUGCGUGCGGGUGCUGCGGAUCCUGCAGGAUGCCUCUGACGGGAAGACUGUCCUCAAUGUCUUUCCUGGUGGAUUGGACCUGUUGGCCUUCAAGGGUAGCAUCGACAUGAGUCGCGUGGCCGUGAUGGGACACUCAUUUGGAGGGGCUACAGCUAUUCUGGCUUUGGCUCAGGAAGUCCAGUUCCGGUGUGCUAUAGCCCUGGACGCUUGGAUGUUUCCUCUGGAGCACGACUUUUACCCCAAGGCCCGGGGCCCUGUGUUCUUUAUCAAUGCGGAGAAAUUCCAGACGGUAGAGAGCGUCACCUUGAUGAAGAAGAUAUGUGCCCGGCACGAGCAGUCCAGGAUUGUGACCGUCCUAGGCACUGUUCACCGGAGCCAAACUGACUUUGCUUUUGUGACCGGCAACCUGGUUGCUAAAUUCUUUUCCAGUCACAGUCGUGGGACCUUGGACCCGUAUGAAGGUCAGGAGGUUAUGGUGCGGGCCAUGCUGGCCUUCCUGCAGAAGCACCUUGACCUGAAGGAAGACUAUGAUCAAUGGAACAGCUUCGUCGAAGGCAUUGGACCAAGGCUCAUCCAAGGAAGCCCACCACAGCUGUCCAGCCUCUAGGCGCAGCUGGCCGGUCAUGGGCCGCCUGAGCUGAGUCUCCACUUAGGAGCUGCUCAAGGAUACUUGUAACCUGUUUUUUUUCACACAGUGAGAAGAUAUAAUCAGACAG
This is a messenger RNA of Acomys russatus (golden spiny mouse), 1335 nucleotides long. RefSeq names its product platelet activating factor acetylhydrolase 2 (gene Pafah2). Lineage: Eukaryota; Metazoa; Chordata; Mammalia; Rodentia; Muridae. The coding region runs from base 54 to 1226 and encodes 390 amino acids. Gene Ontology annotation, molecular function: 1-alkyl-2-acetylglycerophosphocholine esterase activity. The transcript has 11 exons. The record is from RefSeq and is a predicted model, not a curated record.